UCAGGAAAUAACGCAGUAGCUCUUGCUGGGAGCUUGCCCUUCAAAAGAAAACCCUGGUGCUCCAUAUUGAAGAGAAUUUACCAUCCAGGAAUUCGGGAAUCUGAGGCCAGGCUUGGCUGUGAGCUGCCUGAAGACAUCGUUUCCCCCAAGGCCCUGCAGGGACAGUGCUGGGAGGCUUUCUGUCCACACAUCCUGCCUGUGGGAGCGUUCAUUCCAGGGAUGGGAACUGCAUGGAACAAACAUCUCCAAGAACAAAUGGUUGCUUUAGGAGAAGGUAUGUCAGUGGCAGUGGGAGGAAGGUGAUUCACCAUGAUUGCCCACUGGUGGCUGGGUGGAGGCACUGCCUGGUCACCAGGCUCUGCCAGCAGAGGUAUCUGUGUGGGGAUGCGUGUGCUGCCCUUCAAGUGCCAGCUGGACAGAAGAGAAAUUGGGCCCUUGGGUGCUCAGGGUGGGUCUGUCUCUUCCAAACACCACCAGCUGUCUGCACCCAGGAGGAAGUCUCAGCAAGCAGUUGCUGCUUUCCAACAGAAAUUACUGUCCUGGAGCAGCAGAACAUGAAGCACCAGCUGUCAGAGCCACUGUUAACCCUUCGUGGCUCCAGCAGCCAUCCCUCCUUGCAGCAGGAGCAGACCUGCUCCUUAAGUUCUGAGGUUCUCACCCAUCCUGGAAGUGAGGUGAGCUGCACCCAGUCACACCACAGCAGGGGAAUGGGCCCCGAGUGGCUGCCUCUGCAUCUCUAAGGCCACUAAGAUAAUGUGUGUGGCACGGGUGGGUGAAUGGUUGUCUCUGCUAGCUAAUGAUGGCUUCUGGAACACGUAAAACUGCUCCCUGCUAAUAAAUGUGCAACAGCUACAGGUUUUUUUAUUGUUGGUCAGGUUAGGGACUGGCACAGUCAGUCCUCAGAUCCUCGGCGUCAUGGAGACGGAGUGGGAUUUACCACUGGUGAUGCAGAGGAGUGACCAUGACUCACCUCCAAAAGAGGAAUAGAGCACAGACUGUAAUCUCUGCUCCAAGGAGCUGAGUGAGCCCCCACACCUCUCCCAGCAGAGCCAGGGAGACAUCAUCCUGCUCUGACUGGAAGUUUCCAAAAGCCAACAGUAGAGUUUCCAGUUGGGUCCCAGCUCUGCAUUGCCCUGCCCAGGAUCUUGUGUUCGCUGAGCACCAAAAAAACCAGUGCAGGAAUGAAAUCACCUCUCCCCCUCCUCAGAUGUGUCUCUUUUCUAGAAGCUGGGUCUCCCCUGGAUGUUCUGAGGUCUCGGAACCAGAGAGGAGCACCAAGCUGCUGGAGUAGCUUCCCAGUUUCUAGGUCUCUGGUACAAGCAAGGUGGCAGCAGGGGGGGACAGGAAGUGUCCUUGAUGUUUUGACAGCCAACCAUGUCCAGGAAACACUGGCCCCCAGGGACUCAGUGUGUCACCAAACAUGACCACACCAAGCCCAAGGCCCAAGAGUUGGCUUUCCACAAGGGUGACGUGGUCACCAUCAUUGAGGCUGUGGAGGGCAAGGGUUGGUACCGUGCCAGGCACAACGAGACAGGACAGGAGGGGCUGGUGGGGGGCAGCGCGGUGCGGGAGCGCGGAGCCAUCCAUAUCGACCCCAAGCUGAGCCUCAUGCCCUGGUUCCAUGGGAAGAUCUCAGGGGUGGAGGCAGUGCAGGAGCUGCAGCCCCCUGAGGAUGGGCUGUUCCUGGUGCGAGAGUCCGUCCGGCAUCCUGGUGACUACGUGUUGUGUGUGAGCUUCAGCAGGGAGGUGAUGCACUAUCGUGUGCUGCACCAGGGGAACACGCUCAGCAUCGACAGCCAGCAGUACUUCUCCAACCUCAUUGACAUGAUCGAGCACUACAUGAAGGAGCAGGGAGCCAUCUGCACCAAGCUGGUGAAGCCCAAACCAAAAACCGGGAUGAAGUCAGCUGAGAAGGAGUUGGCCAAAGCUGGCUGGUUGCUGAACCUGCAGAAUCUCACACUGGGAGACCGCAUUGGGCAAGGAGAGUUUGGAGAUGUCCUACAGGGUGAGUAUAUGGGGCAGAAGGUGGCUGUGAAGAACAUCAAGUGUGAUGUGACUGCCCAGGCCUUCCUCAGUGAAACGGCUGCCAUGACGAAAGUCCAGCACAAAAACCUGGUGUGUUUACUUGGUGUGAUCCUGCACAACGGCCUCUACAUAGUCAUGGAGUUCAUGAGCAAGGGCAACUUGGUGAACUUCCUGCGCACACGGGGCCGGGCACUUGUCUCAACCCAGCAGCUUCUCCAGUUCGCACUGGAUGUGGCCCAGGGCAUGGACUACCUGGAGUCCAAGAAACUGGUGCACAGGGACCUGGCUGCCCGCAACAUCCUCAUCUCUGAGGAGAAUGUGGCCAAAGUGAGUGAUUUUGGCUUGGCCCAGGUCAAUCCCAAGGGUUCUGAUGCCACUUUGCUGCCUGUGAAGUGGACGGCCCCGGAGGCACUGAAACACAACAAAUUCUCCUCCAAGUCUGACGUGUGGAGCUAUGGGAUCCUCCUGUGGGAAACUUUCUCCUUUGGCCGAGCACCCUAUCCCAGGCUGAGCCUGAAGGAGGUGACAGAACUUCUGGAGCAGGGGUACCGCAUGGAGCCGCCCGAGGGCUGCCCACCCACUGUCUAUGCCCUGAUGAAGAGCUGUUGGGAGCUGGAGCCAGGCAAGAGGCCGUCCUUCAAGAAACUCACUGAGAAGCUGCAGAAGGAGCUGAAGCACCUGAGGGAUGUUUAACCCCUGUCUUGCUCCUAGGACCCAUGGCCAGAAGACCCCUGGGCUCCCCAAGGUUGGGAGGGCUGGGAUAUGGGUUGGCUGGGCAGCAGGUGGUCCAUGGCACCACUCUCAGUGGAGAUGGGGCAACAGCUGUGGGGGAUCUGUCAUCCCCCAGGGCACCCAGAGAGGAGGCAAAGGCCCCCUUCAUCCUAUAGUCUCCCUCCAUCCUGGCACAGGUCCUUCUUACCACCACGCAGCCCAGACAAGGUUCCCAUGGGGUGGGUGGAGCAGCCCCACACACCCCACACUCAGCCCCAUCCCUUUGAGCUGCCACUCCUGGUGGCAGGGGACAGGAUGGGACAUCUCCAUUCACUGGAGGAUGAAACCCUGACACAGCCCUGCUCCAGCCACCCAGCCCUGCGUCGGGAUGCCAGGCGGAGCCAGCUAAACCACACGGAUUUGGGCUUUUUGAUUAAACCAAAGAAAUUAGUUCAACAGCAU
Molecule: messenger RNA, 3198 nt
Organism: Calypte anna (Anna's hummingbird)
Lineage: Eukaryota; Metazoa; Chordata; Aves; Apodiformes; Trochilidae
Gene: MATK
Product: megakaryocyte-associated tyrosine kinase
Exons: 14
Coding region: 1375-2718 (447 amino acids)
Biological process (GO): protein phosphorylation
Molecular function (GO): protein tyrosine kinase activity; protein binding; ATP binding
Source: RefSeq, a predicted model, not a curated record